Acytostelium subglobosum LB1 is the source of this 213-nucleotide messenger RNA. RefSeq lists its product as hypothetical. The transcript has a single exon. The coding region runs from base 1 to 213 and encodes 70 amino acids. The record is from RefSeq and is a predicted model, not a curated record. NCBI's taxonomy places the organism in Eukaryota, Evosea, Eumycetozoa, Acytosteliales, Acytosteliaceae.
AUGAGAGUGAGAUCAAACAGUGGAUCGAGACCUCAACUCAAGGGUUUUGGAACCUUUGUCGAGGAGUUCCGUGAAUCCGUUGCACUUUGGAAGAAGAUGCUCAUGGAGAAGCAGGAAUUGGACACGGUCUUCAUCACCAAGUUUCAUGAGAGCAUCAAGGAGUUGUGUCACUACUGCAAGCAGAUGAUGGCAUUUGCUGGACAUCCAAACUAA